Molecule: messenger RNA, 786 nt
Organism: Paramecium tetraurelia
Lineage: Eukaryota; Ciliophora; Oligohymenophorea; Peniculida; Parameciidae
Exons: 4
Biological process (GO): regulation of DNA-templated transcription
Molecular function (GO): DNA-binding transcription factor activity; sequence-specific DNA binding
Source: RefSeq, a predicted model, not a curated record
AUGUAAGAAAUCAAACAAAUACCAUCAUUUCUAUCAAAAUUAUAUGAAAUUCUUGAAUCCGAAUAAAAAGCAAUCGGAUGGAAUAAGGAAGGUACCUCAUUUUAGAUUUUGGAUUCAUCUCUAUUGACAGACCAAAUAAUGCCUUAGUAUUUCAAGCAUCGCAAUUAUCAGAGCUUCCUUAGGUAAUAACUCAAUAUGUAUGGAUUUAAGAAAUUGAAAAACAAAUAGGGGAAAAGUGAAUUCCAACAUUCACAAUUCAAAAGAGGUCUCAAGUAUCAAUUUGAAGCGAUUUUCUUUAGGAAUAGUUUACUGAAGAUCAAAAGGAGAAAUUAAGAGGAUAUUAAACAAAGUUUAGAAUCUUUAACCAAAGAAUUUGAAUAAGAAUCCUAUCUCAAUGAGCAUGCAAGACUUCGCAAGUAGCUAGUGGAAUUGCAAUCAAAUUAAAGAUCUCUCUUAGAUGAGAUCAGACGUUAAAUGGAACGCAAUCGAAAUCUUCAAAGAGAAACUUAGGAUGUUGCUGAGAGAAUUAAUACGGUGAAAAGUUAUCAACUCAGAAAACUUAAUAAACUAAUUAUCAUCAUUUAGAAACUCCCUGAAGAUGCCCAGAUUAGUAAAAUGGCAUUGAUGAAGGAAAAAAUAUUGAGAAAAUUAGAACUCAUUGAAGAGGAGAAUGUCAAUAUGAAUAUGAAGGAGAUAUCUCUCGAAAAAUAAGACUCCUACAUGUAUUAAGAACCAAAUCUAACUGGAGUCAAGAGUCCUGCUGGAUACUCACCUAAAACUAAAUGA